This is a messenger RNA of Rubroshorea leprosula, 2645 nucleotides long. Lineage: Eukaryota; Viridiplantae; Streptophyta; Magnoliopsida; Malvales; Dipterocarpaceae. The record is from the annotation of a GenBank genome assembly.
AACAACCCAAUUUUCCCAUCAACCUUGUCUGUGAAUCCCUCUCCCCACCAAAAUGGCGGAUGCUGUAGUUUCCUUUGUCCUAGAGCAGCUGAAGACAACCAUUGUUGACAAGGCCUCUGAAGAGGUGGAGCUGCUAGUUGAUGUUGAGAAAGAAGUGAGAAAGCUUGAAAGAAAUCUCCGUCUCAUCGAUACUUUUCUCCGAGAUGCUGAGGAGAAGAAAAGAACGGAUGGUCUUGUCAAGGAAUGGCUAGACAGGCUCAAAGAAGCUUCUUACGACAUGGGGGAUGAGUUGGAUGAGUGGAGUACUACAGUAGAGAUCGAAGCACUUGAAGCACAAAAUGCUGCUUCUCUGAAGAAGGCACUAUGCAAUUUCAUUUCGUGCUUUUCUAUUCGUCGUGCAUAUACCCAUCGUAAAAUUGCCCUCAACAUAAAGGAAAUCAAUCAAAGAUUAGAUGAUAUUGUAAAGGAGAAAGAGAAGUAUCAGUUGCAGCUGAUGUCGAUGCCGAUAAGUAACACAAGCAAUCAUCUUCAACAACGACCAGAAACCUCGUCUUUUGUGGAUGUGUCAAAACUAUGUGGUCGGGAUAAGAAGAAGGCAGAAAUACUGAACUAUUUGUGGGGAGGGAGUGGUGAAGAGGAGACUGUUGAACUAAUCCCUACCAUAUCUAUAAUAGGAAUGGGGGGGUUAGGAAAGACUGCUCUUGCACAACUGAUAUAUAAUGACGAUGAUGUUAAAGAGCAUUUUGAUAGGGUAAUCUGGGUUUGUGUCUCUGACCUUUUUGAUGAGAAAAAAGUUGCAAAGACAAUCAUUCAAAGGCUUGAAAAACUUAGUGAUAGUGCUGCAUAUGGCCUAGAAUCGAAUCCAUUGCAGGUCCUUUUGGAAAGGAUUUCUAGCUCUGUCCAAGGAAUGAAAUAUUUUCUUGUUUUAGAUGAUGUUUGGGAUGGAAAAAAAGGUGAGAGAUGGGAAGGACUGAAAACCACGUUCAAAUAUGGUGCCCCAGGAAGCAGAAUAUUGGUUACCACACGUGAUGUUGAUGUUGCAAAAAUGAUGGGGUCCUCUUCCUCACAAAUCAUUUCUCUGGAGAAAUUGAGCAAUGAGCAAUGUUGGUCAAUAAUUAAACAUAUAGCAUUAGAAGGAAGCGAUGAUCAGAAUUUGGAGAAAAUUGGGAGACAAAUUGCAGAGAAGUGUAAGGGCUUACCGCUUGCUGCCAAAACUCUUGGAAGCCUUUUAAAGUCUAAAAGAAGCAAAAGAGAGUGGCAAAGUGUCUUGAAUAGUGAAAUAUGGAAAUUAGAAUUGGCACAAAAGCAAAUUUUUGCUCCUUUGUUGCUGAGUUAUUAUGAUUUGCCCCCCCCAGUAAAGCGGUGCUUCGUGUAUUGUGUUCUUUUUCCCAAAGAUCACCGACUUUGGCAUGAUGUGAUAAUUCCACAAUGGAUGGCGAUGGGUUAUUUAGGAUCGGAUGGUAAUGCAGAUUUGGAGUCAAAAGGGGAAGAGUACUUUCGCAUCUUAGUAGACCGCUCUUUCUUUCAAGAUCUUGAAAUGUAUAAUGGAAAGAUUACUUAUUGUAAGAUGCAUGACAUGGUACAUGAUUUUGCUCAGUAUUUGGUGGAGAAUGAGUUUGCGAUUAAAGAGAUCAACUCAGACCAUUUGACUAUAGAUGGGUCAAAGAAUUGUCACUUGACAGUGAUGAUUGAUGAAGGGAUUCCUUUUCCUACAUCUAUUUCUGGUGCAGAAAAAUUGCGAACCCUUAUAACUUUCACUGGAGAGGGUGCACUGACUUAUGAGGCCUUGCGUGGUUUGUUUAAUCAUUGCAGACGCUUAAGGGUAUUGAGUUUUGGUUGGCCUGAUGGAACUGAUCAUUUAUGCAAAGAAAUCCCUGAAGGAAUAGGGAAAUUGAUACACUUGAGAUUCUUGCACUUGGGUUGUAGUCAAAAAUUAGAAAGGCUGCCUGAAGCACUCUGCAACCUACUUAAUUUGCAGUUUUUGGAUUUGUGGCGCUGCGGAAAUCUCAAGCAAUUGCCAGAUUCAAUAGGAAAAUUAAUCAACUUGAGACAUGCAAAUGGGAUCAUUGCCCGAGCUGAUCGUAAUGAUGCUAAAGAAUUUUGCCUUGCCGAUCUUGAAAACUUGAAACACCUCCAUUUACUGGCUUUGAAAGUGGUGGGGAAUUCAAUCGAUAUGGAGCAGGCUAGAAAAGCUCAACUUCAGGACACCCAGUGGUUGUUUAUAUUUUUGGCUGGCAGUAUUCAGAGAGCAGACAUAAUUGAAGCCUUAGACCCACAUCGAAGCAUACCACACUUUAGUUUUUACAACGACUACUUGUUCCUAUAGCGCCCAGCAUCCUAAUCAACACAAAAGGAAUUGGACGUGCUUGUGGCAAGGAGAGAUUUCGAAUGUUGAGUGAUGGGCUUUCUUCUAUUGUUGGUGAAUAAGGAAGCUGUUUCUAUCUACGAAGGUUGUUUUCAUUUCCAGCUAUUUUGUCUUAGGAAUGUUAUGUGCAAGAUUGAUCCAUUAUGGGAUCGAUUCUUAUGGUGUGUGCCGCUCUCAUUUUCCAUCUUAGAUGUGACAAUUCAGAAUUGGGAUUUUUUUACUUUUUGGUGGAUUUCUUCUUGUUGUUGUUGAACACGCUUAAUAAAUCCAUAAGGUAAAU